GUUUUAUUUCGGAAAAACCCUUCUUGACGGUGUUUCUAAUAACCCGGCUAAAUAUGACGACAAAACACGUUAUUUGUGUAUCUAGUACCGUCCCUCGUCUUUCCAGCGUUGUACGUCAGCUGCUUCCGUCGGCAGAGGUUAUAGAUGCUACCCCAGACACUGAUGGAAAAUCUGAAAUACCUUUAAACACAGAAGUCCUGUUUGGAGAUACACCAAGUAUUAUUUCUCACAUAAAAAAGGAGAAAGGUGAACUGAAAUGGGCUCAAAGCACAUGGGCAGGUGUUGAAAGUAUCUUUGAAGCAUUUCCAAAGCCACCGGAAGGAGUGAUUCUAACACGCAUGGGUGAAGGUUUCGGUCGUUUGAUGGCGGAAUAUGUAGUGGGACAUAUUUUUGUGAAGGAACUCUCUGUUCUAAAUUUACACCAGCAACAAAAAGAAAAAUUGUGGGAUAAAAGUCCCGUACAAGGCAGACGUUUGCUCACUUCUCUCACUAUUGGAAUUCUUGGAGUAGGAUCAAUCAGCACAGAAAUUGCCAGGCUUUGUAAAGCUGUAGGUAUGACAGUCUGGGGUCUGAGUCGAUCUACAAAGGAACAUGUCCCUGAAUUUGAUCACCUAUCAACACUGGCGGAUCUUUGUAGUUUUUUGGCGGGUUGUGAUUAUAUAUGUAAUGUUCUCCCUGGUACGCCAGAAACUACGAAUAUGUUGUCAGGAGAUGUGCUGAAAUGCUGUAAAUCUAAGCGACCUAUUUUCAUCAAUGUCGGCCGUGGAAGUAUUAUAAACGAAGAAUCCCUUCUUUCUGCAUUUAAAAACAAGUGGAUAGGUGGUGCUGUGUUAGAUGUUUUCUGUAAGGAGCCACUACCACCAGAAAGUCCCUUGUGGUCCCAUCCCUGUGUUACAGUAACCCCCCAUAUAUCAGGUCCCAGUGUAGCAGAAAGUAUCGCCAAGACGUUUGUCAAAAACUAUGAGAAGUACACCAAUAAACAGAGACUUAAUUAUAUUAUAGACUGGACAAAAGGCUACUGAAAACUUUUUAAUUUUCUGAAAAAUUUUAAAAAAUCACAUGAAAUUUACAUGUCAAGAAGUCACUUUAACAUCCUGAUACUUUUGUUUAUCGUGGUUAUAAUUAUUCGUUAAUUUGUGUUUACUUCCGAAGUUAAAAAGAACAAAUUAUGUGUCUGUGGCAUUUGCUUGAAUUUUUUCAAAAGCAUGUUAGAUCAU
Molecule: messenger RNA, 1217 nt
Organism: Saccostrea cuccullata (small rock oyster)
Lineage: Eukaryota; Metazoa; Mollusca; Bivalvia; Ostreida; Ostreidae
Product: glyoxylate/hydroxypyruvate reductase A-like
Exons: 10
Coding region: 54-1022 (322 amino acids)
Molecular function (GO): NAD binding
Source: RefSeq, a predicted model, not a curated record